Molecule: messenger RNA, 443 nt
Organism: Pollicipes pollicipes
Lineage: Eukaryota; Metazoa; Arthropoda; Thecostraca; Pollicipedomorpha; Pollicipedidae
Exons: 3
Coding region: 48-443 (131 amino acids)
Source: RefSeq, a predicted model, not a curated record
CCACCGACACGUUGGUCGUGCCGGGCGAGUUUCACAACGACGAGCUGAUGCGUGAGCACGCGGUGCCCUACUACGGCGCCGUUUACGACGAGCCGAGCUACACCGAUCUCGAUUCCAGCAAGGCCUACGACCGGCCGGCCGACGGCUACUAUGCGCCGCCGCCGCCACCGUCCGGCUACCAGCAGCCGUUCGUGCCGAUGCCGGACGCGUACGCCGGCUACCCAACGCCAUCGCUCGGCUACCUGGAGUCGCCGCUGGUACAAGCCGGCUUCGCGGGUGCGCCACAGGGUCUGGCCGUCUCCUCCGCGCUGGUGGCGCAGCCGGUUCGCACCAGGCGUUCGGCACCGCAUACGGAGGAGCCAGGCAACAAGGCGUCUAAAAACAGGGGCUGGAGAGGCAGCUCUAUGAACUAUAAGAAGACCCGCCGGCGGCUGGCCAGCUGA